Messenger RNA from Nicrophorus vespilloides, 1412 nucleotides. RefSeq lists its product as uncharacterized. NCBI's taxonomy places the organism in Eukaryota, Metazoa, Arthropoda, Insecta, Coleoptera, Silphidae. The record is from RefSeq and is a predicted model, not a curated record. Bases 557 to 1315 code for a protein of 252 amino acids. The transcript is spliced from 6 exons.
ACAACUUUCUUAUGAGGGGUGAAUCCCUUUUAUGUAUAGUCAUCUAAAAAUAUGUAGAGUUUAUUUGUAUUUCUGAUGUUUGUUAUGAUAAAAAGUAUUGAAAACGAACAUCCUUUGCGCGGUGAUAAGGUGGGAUGUUGAUGAGGUGGCCUAGGUGUCGGGCGUCUGGGAAAAAUCGCGUCCGCUCCGUUAGUCGUGUUUGAGACACCGUGGUGUGCGCGUCGUGCAGUUGCUUCGAACGUGGUUAUGUUUGCACAGAACCACUAAAUAUCACACACAAUUGAUACACCGAGUCUAAACCCUUCAAACGAAGAGUUCCUCAUAUGUGGUGAACGCGAUGCAGUGCUGAUCCUAGUUCGAAGAGUGCACAGCCGUCCCUCCAAGGACCUAGGUGGUUCAUCACCGAGGUCGAAGACUAUGGCCAGCGGAGGAGCCCAGGAAACCUGCUCGAAAUGAGAGACGUUAAAGAGCGCACACCAAACAAUUUCUCCAGCUCGAAACUACUUCAGGACUAAGAACCAAACAUCGACGUAACACGUACCAGCCAUAACUGACCAUGCCUUCCACAAAUUUUGAAAACUCGGCGCUGAAGAUGAGCUUCUCGUUGUCUUCGUUGCCGGUGACUGAGACGCCAGAGAAGGGCGCCAUCAAACCGCGCGAAUUCAACAGCUUGAAGAAGAAGCGUAGGGAGUCCCUGAAACGCUUAUCCUGGGGUAGCUCCGCUAGCGAGCACCGGGAUAAGGAUGAAUUUUGGUCCUCGGCCAUCGUCGAAUCCAGCUACAAUUUCAUUAUGGACAAUCAACUGAUCGACAAUUGUCAAGACGCCAAUUGCGAAUUAAGUUCAGAUACAAACAUAUGGUCCAUAAAGGAAUUAGACGCCCACUUUUCCGAACUCUACUCCUGGUUGAAUAGUAUUCAGGAAAAGAUCUACGGCCACGAGGACAACGUCACGGAUAAAACACUCAGAGCUAUAUGCAAAACUAAGCUACUCGAGAAGCAGGAAUUCUACAACAUCUUCAACGAGCAGGGUAACAAGCUGAUCGCUAAGCAUCCGGAACUUAAAGAGAGGCUCAACUGGCACUUGAACUUCCUCGGAAAUAAAUGGGAAGUUCUACAGUCGGUCCUCAAGUCCUCGGACCCUGAGGAGAGCGACACCAUAGACAUCGAAAGGGAAGUGAAGUGUCUGAAGAAUUGGGUUCGGAAUCAGUUCAAGAGCCUGCAGCCCCUCUCGUUCCAAAAACGCUGGAGCCGCAGCGAAAUCGAAACCAAGGCUAUGGAACAUAAGGUAUUUAGACUAACAACUCACUCACUUUAACGGCAAUUUACUAAUUUAUGCAACCAAUCGCUUGCGUCCGCAAAUGCAGCGGUUGCAUAAACCGAGCCGUAUGCAAAUCCGCUUCCCCAUUAAUUAU